This is a messenger RNA of Diachasmimorpha longicaudata, 2934 nucleotides long. RefSeq names its product protein inturned (gene in). Lineage: Eukaryota; Metazoa; Arthropoda; Insecta; Hymenoptera; Braconidae. The transcript is spliced from 3 exons. Gene Ontology annotation, molecular function: protein binding. Gene Ontology annotation, cellular component: cilium; cytoplasm. The coding region runs from base 132 to 2918 and encodes 928 amino acids. Gene Ontology annotation, biological process: establishment of planar polarity; nervous system development; cilium assembly. The record is from RefSeq and is a predicted model, not a curated record.
GUACGGAGGGACAAUCUCAGGUGUGCGAUCAGGUUUCGGGAGAGUGAAUUUAACCCUUCGAGGGCUUCCCAUGGAAAUACAGGGGAAACGGUGCUUCUGAGAGCCACGAAGGGUUUGUGUGAUUUUGUACGAUGAAUGGGGGUGAGAGGAAGGCCUCGUCGAAAGCUGAGAACCGGCGCGAUGGCACAGUUUCAACGAACGAUUGUGAAAAACGCGACGAGGACGAGCAUUCUUGGUGGGCAAGUGACAGUGGAUCGAGCACUGGGUCAUAUUACUCUGACACUGAGAGCUCAAUCGUCGAGUGGGAGUCUGAGAUAGGACCAACUGGUGAUGUAUUCUACAUCGAGUCCUCUCCGGAGACGCAGAAUAACAAUGACAGACUGUACAAUGAGCAGUUGGAGUCACCGCCGCCGGAAUUGAUGAGACGUCGUAGCACGAGGGCCGGGAAACUAAUGAGACUGAUAAGACGCAGGGAGAGUAAGAGAUACAGUACGAGAAUAAAGAAAUCGAAGAAUGGAGUGUCGAAGCAGAGUGAGAGUGGUGCGAUGCACAAGGAGGGGAACGGGAAUAAAGAAGUUAAAUUUCAAGAUUAUCAGGCGGGAGAAAUCCGCGAAGUGAUGCUGUGGGUUGACCCUGACAAGCGCCACAAACUGGGUCGCCGAGCGACCCUGUGUGAGGCGUUCCUGGGCAUAAGCCCGGGAGACUUCUCCGACAAAAUUCGAGUGAUGGUAGCGGGCUUUAUCCCAGAUGGUGAAGCGAUGAAGAACAAGAACAUAAAAAUAGGAGACUGGUUGCGAAGCAUAAACUCCCAGGAAGUAACCAGCAACAACCUGGAGCACAUACUCUCCGAGUUGACGUCCCCAACAACGAUCAAACUGGAGCUGCAGCGCGUAGCAGGUGUGGAAGUCACCAGCACAGAGGUGCCUCCCUCAAGCGUUCCAAAACAAACGCCGCUAGUUCGUCGUCUCGUGGACAAAGAAGAAACGAAGAAGCUGAUGGAGUCCUUGCUGGACUACUCCUUCGGCGUGAUUUACCUGCAAACAUCUGGACUCUCUGAGAGCGGUCCAGAGUUGCAGGGGGUGACGUAUACGUACCCAAGAUCGGAGAGCAAAACACAUUCCAUUUUAUGCACGGCUAGAGGCGCCUUCAUAACCCUGAACCACAUGCUCCCUGAAACCCUUGGAUCACAGCCCAUCAGCACAACUAUCUCAGUUGGUAGUGAAGACAUUCACAUUUUGUACUGUCCUCGAGGUGACGAGCUCCUGCUAAUGGCCAUCCCUGGACGAUGGUACACACUGGAGGAGUCCCUAGAGCUCAUGACGGAGACAACGAGAACACUGGAGUUCACGUACCAGAGUCUGACCAAGUGCUUCAACAAAGAGGAUCACCACGAGGUGCUAGACCACUUCUUCUGCCUGAUCUUCACGAAUCUUCUGAAGUUGAGGACUGAAGACACUGCUGGAGAUGUUCCGAUGCAGUUUCAGCUGGAGAGCAGGAGGAAAUGUGAGUUCGAGGAAGUUAUUGGUGCUCCGCAGAUGAUCAAUUUGCCCAGGGACGCCCAGAUUCAGAUUGAUGCAGCCUUGAACGAGAUGGAGGCAAUGGACUAUCGGGACUGGAACGAAGAUCCAAUGGACUGCCAAAGGCUGUACACUAUUUAUGGCUCGUGCCUGUACCACAAGAGCUACCUUCUGGCCUCUCAUCUGGCCAAGGAUGAUUUGAUUGAUGUCCACUCAUUCCUCAGGCAGAAUGGACUGCUGAAUCUCGUGGAGAACGAAACAACUAAGUCCCUCGUUCUCUGGAGAACGGUGUUCCCUUCUUCGUGUGGCAGGGGGGAUCCAGGGGAGACCAGUGGAGCUGCUGGUGGCAAGUGGUUUCUGUUGGUCGUUGGGUUUGGCUCUGAACUGCUGGCUGUUGUCUUGGAGAGCGGCGGGUGCACUGCUCGACUCGAGGAGAACGAGGGACCUGAUGUCUUCUACGUUGAAGAGGCGCAGGAGACUCUCAAGCACAUUCAGAAGAUUGGGAUCUCCACUCUUGCUGUCAAGUGGAUCUCUGCAAAUGCCAGACCGGAAACGGCCGAUGUGCAAGAGCGGAAUAGUGUUAGAAGUUCGAGCACCAUUGCCGAAAAUUUGCUGGGGCUCAUCAAGCCUCCGGAGACUGGAGCCGUUGGGGGUAAAAGUUAUGCGAGUCCCGUGGGUGCGAAGAAGAUCCCGGAAGUCACGUCGAUUUUGAAGAAACGGAGUCCAGAGCAGAGCCCUGUCAUGUCGGGGUCAGUUUACUCUCUUCAAACGUCGGAGGACUCCAUGAGUCAGGGGACUGGAGCUGUUUCUGAAAUGAGUGACGAAGCUGCUCCAAUCCUGGGGAGGCGUGCCACGAGAGAGAGAAAUCUAGCAGCGUCCAGGCUAUCGGAUGACAGUGAUUCUGACGUCGAGAUUUACAGAAAUGACAGCCAAACGUGUUCAAUGGACGUAUCUGACAUCCGCGAGAGUCUAUUGAAUCAGGCAGAAUACAUAGCUCCAACAAAGCUAACAGCUGGAGAUAAGAACUGCCUCCUGCAUUAUGUCCACCUAGACACCCUUGAAGGCGUACUACUAUCCUCCCGGACCAUCGAACAACCUGAUAAAAAUUCAGAGAUAAUAGCGACUUUCAACGAGUGUGCCCACAGCAUUCACAAGCUCUUGAACAACGCUGUAAGAUUCAAGAAAAUGCUGAAUGAGGACGUGGAUAAGACAGCAAUCAACAAGAAUCUCGUAGCUAUCAAGGAGCAUGGAGUACUCUUUGAGUGUGAGAGCCUGAGCUUUUGGGUCGUUGGGAGGCUGUAUGCAGUACCACAGGCUAAAGAAUUUUACGUCUGCUACGAGGACACUGUUCCCCAGAAUCUUGUGGAGAUGGCAUUCAGAUUGAACAUAAACUGGAGCUGACUUGAUCGUAAUUGAU